This is a messenger RNA of Amoebophrya sp. A25, 3191 nucleotides long. The record is from the annotation of a GenBank genome assembly. NCBI's taxonomy places the organism in Eukaryota, Dinophyceae, Syndiniales, Amoebophryaceae.
AGUACGGUGUGUUUCUUGAAAGGGGCUUGCAUCAUCUUUUUCGUCUCUUUUCAUGAUUUUCGUCUCUUGCCUUUGCAUCCUAAUUAAGUCUUGAGACAGUACCUCGUGCUAGAGAAAUGAAUGAAUGGAUGAAUCUCCUCAUCUCCCGUUGUAAUUGAGUACGGCUUGUUCGGUAGUACUUCUAUCAUCUGGACCACGAUUUGAAUUUAGUUUUAGUCAAUUAGGUUUUGAUAACAACCUGCACUACAACAAGAUGGGCGAAUUCGUGAAUCCUAAACUGGUGAUGCAACUUGCAAGGCAGGCUGUUGCUUGCACACAGGAGUUCGCGAGAGACGACGUGGGAAUCUCAGAUGUCGAAGCUGAUGGACUGAGUGUCACGGCAACAAUAGCCGGACCGGAUGAGACUGCGUACGUUGGGGGACGAUUCAAAGUGAAAUUGGUGGUAUUGAUUAUGGCUUAAUUUUGUCUUCAGUUUUUACGAAUGAUGAUGAUCAUCUGCAUUCGUUAUUAAUGUGAAGUCUCAUAUGACCACAACGGAAGUAGCGAUUACUGGAUGCUCUAUUCUCGAGUUGAUAAAAAUGAAAAUCGAUCAUACAACAUAUUAGACAUAUAAACUUCAAUCAAAACUACUGUAAACUAACAGGUAACCGCCGCCGACUUCCCUCGCACACCACCAAAGGCGUUUUUCCAAACGAGGAUAUUUCAUCCGAAUAUCAAUGUUGGAACUGGUGACGUCUGCGUAAACGCACUGCAGAAGGACUGGGAUGCGAAGUCUUGGUCUCUAGCGCACAUCUUCAAAGUGAUACUUAUGGCUUUCAAUUGGAUUUGAUUUCUGUAAGAUUUUGUAACUUGCAUCGCAUGAGCAUGCGGAGUUGCACUAGUUAGUAUCCUAGUAUGAGUGCCCUUUUUUAAGAGGAUAAUGCUGGAAACACUCAUCAAGAACCAAGAGGUCACGCACGAAGAAGAUUCUCGUGUGGAGUUGUACUUAAGUGAUUACAACUCCACACGAGAAUCUCCUUCGUGCGUAUCCUGAGUGGAGUACCCUCCAUCUGUAGAAUGAAGGACACACGACCGCAGUAGAAAUCACUCAUUGCAAUCGACACGAUCAUAUGUACCUUCAAGCUAAAGAUACCUAAUUAUAGCCAACUUGCUAUGGGUGGCUUCUUCUAAUAUCCGUUGUCUCCUGAUCAUUCCCUUUCCGGAGAGCGCUUUGAAUCAGGAAGCUGCGAAGUUGUUCAUGGAGGAUUAUUCGGAAUUCUGUGAGCACGCGAGGAUGAUGACGAGACUACAUGCCAGUAGUGGAGGAGCUCAAAGACAGGCGCAUAGCAGUAGAGGGAAUGUUAUGACUCAGAUGUGAGUUUAUUUGGUAGAGAGGUUGCGCAAAAACCCGGAAAAUAAAGUCCAUUGUUGAUAUCUAAACAAGACUCACUAGAAUAAAACUGUUGUAUCUCUGGUGGUGCGUGAUUCAUAGCAUCAAUCGAUCCUUCUAACAGUCGCAAUCUCUUACACCGUGCGCAGAGUGCCGCGCCUUCUGUUGCGAGGACAACUAGCACAGCUUCGGAUGGAAGAACACUUAGCAGGCAAGGCAGUGUGCAUGUCGAUGCGACAAAUCAUGGAGAAGGUGUGCUAUCUUCUGCAAAUAAUCAGGGUCAGGCAACGUCCACCGCAGAAGGUGGUGUUGUAGUGGAUGAGAGCACAGGGCUUCGGGUUGUGGGGGGUGCGCAACAAUCAUCUUCCAGUACUGUAGUGGAUGAGAGCACAAAAUCAGGGGGUGCGCAACAAUCAUCUUCUAGUACUGUAGUCGAGAAAGGAGGAGGUGCAGGUCCUGCGGCAUCGCCAACACGAUGCGCGAAUUACAAUUCUUCCCUGGCCGCUGGUCCUUACGGAACAAAUAGUUGCUCGCCGUUUCUCGCGUCGCAGAAUAAGUUAGGUGGCAAUAAAGAAAACUUUGAGAACAAGAACAUGUCCAGAAUCCAUGCUGGCGGUAGUGGCGCACCACCGAGUCCAGCGCCAGCAAGUCAAGCGUCCAUAGCAUCACAGCCAACGACUGGGGGGACUAGGGUACAUAUUGGUGUCGUUUUGUACAACUGAUUCCUGUGAAAUGAGAUGGUCAGACGACGUUGAAUCAUCAGUAGGAGGUAGCAGGAGGGAUAUUACUAUGUGCGCCGAGCGAGACCAUUUUCAUUUGGAUUUGUGAAAAUUUCCGGAUACUUUACUUUCAUACUUAGUUACAUGAAAGCCCUGUCUUCCCAUAAAAAUUUUCAGACAACGGCGAAAAAAGCGAAGUCUGCGCUGCGACGCCUGUGAAGAGACGAUAGCGAUGUAGGAAAAAGAAUUAGGAUUAUGAUUUUCUGCACGACCCUAUGAUUCUGCGCACAUUUGAUCAAUCUAAUUGUAAUUCAAUUGUAUGAAUCAGUAUGCUACCAGGACAUCUCUUACAUCUCACAUGCAAGUGUACAUCAACUUAAACAACGCAUUUCGAACCCAUGAAACGACGUGUAUUUAUAAUUACAAACCAAAAUAAGCUAGGAUAGCCACACUGACUUGAAACCAUCAUUGUACUUGCAAAUGCACGUAUGACUAAUGACAGCUUACGUGACACAUUUCCAGAAUUCGUUUACCGCAACUUGUUAGAAAGAAGUGUAUCUAUCUCAUUGCUACUUUCAACAUCAUAUAAUUAGUAUGACCUGUAUGUUAGAAGUGCGACCUGAAAACGCGAUAUAGAUAGACGUAGAGAAACAAAAAAGAUUAAGUUUAAGAUUUGUUCCUACAUGUAGAUGCUUGCAUGGCAAUUUUUAUCCAUGUUGAAAUAGCAAACAACACUGUUUUACUGAGUUUAAUGCCGACUGUAUGUAGUUGUACUAGACCUCGGCAAAAAUGAGUCAGGAUUUUUAUAUUUUAUCUUUUGGCAUUGGGAUUCACAUGAUUGACCUCGCUUGCAAUCCAAAAAAAAGUAAGCUCGUUGUUCAAAAAGUCUCCUAUUCCUGUACUGAUGCAACUACAGUUCUGAUGCAACAAUGAAGAAGAUCGGCUCAGCACAUAAAGUUCCAUGGGGCCACCCUGUAUACUGGAUCUAACAAUACGCGACAAGAACCUCCUAUGAUGGACCUGGAAGUGCUCACCGACUCGCUUGCAAUCCAAAGAUAAGUUGUUCAAAAAAGUUUAGAAAAAGAUGUAGUGCUUCCAUCAUU